This is a messenger RNA of Pecten maximus, 1056 nucleotides long. RefSeq names its product histone H3.3A. The transcript has 3 exons. The record is from RefSeq and is a predicted model, not a curated record. Bases 145 to 555 code for a protein of 136 amino acids. Gene Ontology annotation, molecular function: structural constituent of chromatin; protein heterodimerization activity; DNA binding. Gene Ontology annotation, cellular component: nucleosome. NCBI's taxonomy places the organism in Eukaryota, Metazoa, Mollusca, Bivalvia, Pectinida, Pectinidae.
UGAGCAAUGAACCAAUCAGAAACCCCAAUCCAAAAUGACGUUUCGUGUGAACUCAUUUUGUAUUCAUAUCCACAAUUCGUAGCGAAAAUUUGUGCGGCAAAUUGUAAAUCGUCGUCAGUGAAGAAGACUUCAUCGUGAAUCAAGAUGGCAAGAACAAAGCAGACUGCUCGAAAAUCCACUGGAGGAAAGGCACCCAGGAAACAGCUUGCAACAAAGGCAGCUAGAAAGAGUGCACCAUCCACAGGUGGCGUUAAGAAGCCACAUAGGUACAGGCCUGGUACAGUAGCUCUCAGAGAAAUUAGGAGAUACCAGAAGUCCACAGAAUUGCUCAUCAGGAAAUUGCCAUUCCAGAGAUUGGUCAGAGAAAUUGCUCAGGACUUCAAGACAGACCUCCGAUUCCAGAGUGCAGCUAUUGGUGCUCUUCAGGAAGCAAGUGAAGCCUACCUCGUAGGAUUGUUUGAAGACACAAACUUGUGUGCCAUCCAUGCUAAACGAGUAACAAUCAUGCCCAAGGACAUACAGUUGGCUAGAAGAAUCCGUGGUGAACGUGCUUAAAGACUCCAUCCAGUUUCAUUUCAUCACUCAUUUCAUGAAAAUUUUAUCUAAAUGAUCAGACAAUUUCUACAGAUCAUGCGCAAGUCGUAAUAGUUGGUCUACCAUAUUGAGUAUGUGCAACUAACUUAUUUUGUGUUUAACGGAUGAUCAACGGAUUGGGAAAAAACAAACAUGAAAUAUACCUCUAGCAUGGACAGAAAUUCACAACAUUGAAUUGUGUAGUUCAACAUCUCAUCAAUUGCAGCAGUUUUUACUUUCCUGGUUUUAAAAUUGGAUUUUAACAGUUGAUCAACGAAGAUAAUUCUUUUAAACAAUCUAUUCUUGCUCUUAACUUUCAGGAUGUAGUAACCAACAAGAUAUUGUAUUUUCAAUUUUGCAAGUGUUCUUGGCAAUCAAAGCAGCAAUGCAAGAUCUUGUUGGUCACUAUCCGACAUUGACUUUUUGUGUUGUAAGUGUUUUUGUAUCGUUUUGGUCAACAAAAUAAAUGUAGUAUAUUUAUUA